Molecule: messenger RNA, 2545 nt
Organism: Nelumbo nucifera (sacred lotus)
Lineage: Eukaryota; Viridiplantae; Streptophyta; Magnoliopsida; Proteales; Nelumbonaceae
Product: glycerophosphodiester phosphodiesterase GDPDL7-like
Biological process (GO): lipid metabolic process
Molecular function (GO): glycerophosphodiester phosphodiesterase activity
Source: RefSeq, a predicted model, not a curated record
UUUGUACUUCCCUUGAGAGUUUCUCCAUUUGUGUGAAACUUGAUAGGGAAUGCCUGGUUACUUCUUUCAAUCUUCUUUUCUCUUUUAAUUCUUUUAGUUUAAUAGGUAUAAUACAAUAAGACAAAUUAUCAGGCGAAUAUCAAUUUAAGGAUUAGAAAAAUGGAACGGUGUUUCUUCUUUAUUUUCUUGUUUAUCCACUCAGCUUUGGCACAGAAACAUGUAGAAGAUCCUUCCCAGAACCAGAAGUGGCUGACACUCAAUGGUGAUAGACCUUUAGUGAUAGCACGUGGUGGAUUUUCGGGUGUUUUUCCGGAGUCCAGUCAGUUUGCCUACCAAUUUGCUCUAUCAACAAGCAUAUCUGAUGUGGUUUUGUUUUGUGAUUUACAAUUAACAAAAGAUGGAAAUGGGAUAUGCCAGACAGAACUACGUCUUGACAAUUCAACAACUAUAUCUGCCUACUACCCCGAGGGGGAGAAAACUUACAAUGUGAAUGGAAAAAAUAUUAGUGGGUGGUUUGCAGUGGACUUUACAGUUGAGGAGUUAUUUAACAAUAUAACAUUGUCUCAGAAUGUCUACUCCAGAGCAAGUAUAUUUGAUGAGACUCUACCAAUAAUGACAGUUGAAGAUGUAACAGGACUUCGACCCCCCAAGUUCUGGUUGAAUGUUGAGUAUGACAUGUUCUAUGUUCAGCACAACUUGAAUGCAGAAGCCUACAUUGAGGAGGCUUUAAAACAUAUGCGUAUCGAUUACAUAUCAUCGCCUGAGAUUGGUUUCUUAAAGAACCUCAAUGGAAAGCUGAACACAGACACAACAAAGUUAAUAUUUCGGUUCUUAGAAGCAGAUGCAGUUGAACCCACAACAAAGCAAAAGUAUGGUUCAAUCUUGUCAAAUUUGCCUGAAAUCAAGACCUUUGCAUCUGGGAUUCUUGUUCCCAAGGAAUACAUUUGGCCUGUCAAUGCUCAAAAAUAUUUAGAGGCUCACACUAACCUAGUAACAGAUGCACAUAAGCAAGGAUUACUAGUAUUUGCUUGUACUUUCAAGAAUGAUGGGAUAGGAAGUUAUAACUACAGCUAUGAUCCCACAGCUGAGUACUUGCAGUUCGUCGACAAUCCUGAUUUCUCUGUUGAUGGGGUACUUACAGACUUCCCUCCUACUGCCUCGGAAGCCAUUGGUUGCCUGGCGCAUAACAACAAAACCAGACCUGACAAAGGUAAAGUUUUGGUCAUAACUCACAAUGGAGCUAGUGGAGUCUUUGCUCCCUGCACUGAUCUUGCUUAUCAGCAAGCAGUUGAUGAUGGAGCUGACAUAAUAGAUUGCUCAGUCCAAAUGACAAAGGAUGGAAUAGCAUUCUGCUCUGAAUCACCUGACCUAAUGGCUUAUACUACUGCAAUGACUACUUUUAUGUCUCGAACUUCCUCUGUCCCAGAAAUCCAACAACACAGUGGGAUAUUUUCAUUUGACCUCACUUGGAGCGAGAUUCAAAGCUUGAAACCUGACCUGCGAAGCCCAGUACCCAGUGUUUCCUUGCCAAGAAAUCCAGCAAACAAGAAUAAGGGUAAGUUCUUGACGCUACCUGAAUUCUUGGACUUUGCAAAGGCCAAGGCAGUUCCUGGAAUCAUGAUUGACAUAGAGAAUGCUCCCUACCUUGCAUCAAAGGGUUUUGACAUAGUGGAUAUCGUUGCCAGUGCCUUGAGAAAUGCCAGUUUUGACAAACAGGAAACCCAGGUUGUUAUGAUACAGUCAGAUGACAGUGCAGUGCUCUCAAAGUUCAAGGAUGUGCCCAGUUACCAAAAAGUCUUCCACAUUUAUGAGAUAAUCAGCAGUGUACCUAAGGAGACUGUGGAGGAAAUCAAGAAGUUUGCAGAUAUAGUCAAUCUCCCACGAAGCUCCUCUCUAGUUAUAUUAAAUUCCUUCACCGUGAAGUACACUGAUGUUGUUGACACGUUUCAACUUUCCAAUAUUUCUGUAUUCACUUCUGUAUUCAUGAAUGAAUUCCCAACUAUCGCAAUUGACAUGUUCUCAGAUCCAAUUGUGGAGUUGCAGACAUUUGUUGCAGGAUUUGGAAUAGAUGGGGUUGUAACUGAUUACCCAGCAACUGCAAGGGCAUAUUCGAGAAGUCCAUGUAUUGAUCUUAAUGCUAAUGUCCCUUACACCAUCUUCCCGGCUCAGCCUGGUGCUCUGCUUGCAUUGGCAUCACCAGAUGCACUACCACCUGUUGGUGCCCCAGCACCAUCACUUACUGUGGGAGAUGUCAUCGAUCCACCACUACCCCCUGUAGGAGAUGCCACCGCUGAUGGAGUUGGAUCUACUGGGCUAGCUCUUCCAAGUGAUCAGCCAACAAACAAUGUCAAUCUGAGUCUCUGUGUAGCAGCAAUUGUGGCACUCACUUUGAUGUUUUUGGGCCACUGACGUUGAUUCACAUGGAGUGGAAUUUGUAAUUUGUAUUGGUUCUAUACAUUAACUUCACCAUUUCUUAACUUCUUUCUCUAAUCCCAUUUGUACUUGUAGUAAUUAUCCAUGAUUAGCUUAAACUAGCUUUGCUGAA